Pygocentrus nattereri (red-bellied piranha) is the source of this 5166-nucleotide messenger RNA. RefSeq names its product solute carrier family 4 member 10b (gene slc4a10b). The transcript has 27 exons. Gene Ontology annotation, molecular function: monoatomic anion transmembrane transporter activity; solute:inorganic anion antiporter activity; sodium:bicarbonate symporter activity. Gene Ontology annotation, biological process: monoatomic anion transport; bicarbonate transport; transmembrane transport. The coding region runs from base 173 to 3649 and encodes 1158 amino acids. Lineage: Eukaryota; Metazoa; Chordata; Actinopteri; Characiformes; Serrasalmidae. Gene Ontology annotation, cellular component: plasma membrane; basolateral plasma membrane. The record is from RefSeq and is a predicted model, not a curated record.
UCCUGGGAUGGUGAGAGAGUCAAACUAUCUGCUGUCCGUCCUCUACAGUAGUUCAUGAGGUUGCACCUGCCUGCCUAACUACACGACUGACUGACUGACUGACUGACUGACUGACUGACUGACUGACCGUUUGACUUGCUCUAGGACUGUGUUGAGAAACGCACCACAGAUCAUGAGUACCGAUCUCUACAACCGGCUCCACUCACAGAGAGGUGAUGAAGAGGCAGUGGUGGACAGAGGAGGCACUCGCUCCAUGCUCAAGGCCAACUUUGAAAAGGAGGAACUUGAAGGUCACAGGACACUGUAUAUUGGGGUGCAUGUCCCCUUGGGGCGGCGGACCCGCAGACGCCAUCGUCACCAUGGCCACAGACACAGGAAAAGGAGCAGAGAGAGAGACGCAGGAGCGGGGGAUGGACGAGAGUCACCUGCAUAUGACACGCCCUCUCAGAGAGUCCAGUUUCUGCUGGGAACUGAGGAUGAUGAUGAAGAACACAUUCCACAUGACCUCUUUACUGAGCUGGAUGAAAUCUGUAUGCGUGAUGGAGAAGAUGCUGAGUGGAGAGAAACAGCCAGAUGGCUGAAGUUUGAGGAAGAUGUGGAGGAUGGAGGGGAGAGAUGGAGUAAGCCCUAUGUGGCCACACUUUCUCUGCAUAGCUUGUUCGAGCUACGCAGCUGCAUUAUCAAUGGCACUGUGCUGCUUGACAUGAGGGCUAGCUCUUUGGAGGAGAUUGCAGACAUGGUGCUGGACCAGCAGGAAGCAUUGGGAGAGCUUGAUGAAGAGCUGAGGAAGAAGGUCCGUGAAGCUCUGCUCAAGCAACACCAUCAUCAGAACCAGAAAAAACUGGCCAACCGCAUCCCCAUAGUGCGCUCCUUCGCUGACAUUGGCAAGAAGCAGUCAGAACCAAACUCUAUGGACAAAAACGGUGGUUCAUCUUUCUGUUCAGCCCUUAAUUCUUCUCUUUGGGGUUCAUUUAACUCUGAUGCGAGGUGCACGCAGGCAUCUUCCUGCUCGCCGUGCUGGCCUUGGUGCUGCCCUUCCAGAGUGUCCAUCUCCUCUCCACUCCCUGACUCAUCCUCCACCUCCACCCAGCCAGCCCCCACGCCCUACCGAGCUCACACACACAGCCCACACCUCUCCUAUUCUCUGCAGUCAGAAGACCACCCGGACCCAGGCCAGAUGAUAUCCCCCCAGGCUCAGCCCAGUGCCCCUGAGCUCAAGCCAGAGGUCAGCAGAGAGAAUAGCACAGUGGAUUUCAGUAAGAUAGACCUUCACUUCAUGAAGAAGAUUCCUGCUGGAGCUGAAGCCUCAAACAUCCUGGUAGGAGAGCUGGAGUUCCUAGAGAAGCCAGUGGUGGCAUUUGUGCGUCUCUCUCCUGCUGUCCUUCUCAAUGGCCUAGCAGAGGUCCCCAUAACCACCAGGUUCCUCUUCAUUCUCCUGGGGCCUCUGGGUAAAGGACCACAGUAUCAUGAGAUUGGCAGGUCCAUUGCAACCUUAAUGACUGAUGAGGUUUUCCAUGAUGUUGCAUAUAAAGCCAAGGACCGCAAUGAUCUGGUGGCUGGAAUCGAUGAGUUCCUCGACCAAGUAACAGUCCUGCCACCUGGAGAAUGGGACCCAUCCAUUAGAAUUGAGCCUCCGAAAAACGUCCCUUCUCAGGAGAAGAGAAAAAUCCCUGCUGUCCCCAAUGGAGAGCUGGCAGAGACUGAGGAACAUGGGGGGCAUGGAGGCCCUGAGCUACAGCGCACCGGGAGGUUUUUUGGUGGGUUUUUCCUGGAUAUAAAGCGCAAAGCACCACACUACCUGUCAGACUACACGGAUGCCAUCAGCCUGCAGUGUGUGGCUUCUUUCCUCUUCCUCUACUGCGCCUGCAUGUCUCCAGUCAUCACUUUUGGAGGCCUGCUGGGGGAGGCCACAGAGGGACGCAUAAGUGCAAUUGAAUCUCUGUUUGGUGCAUCGAUGACUGGAAUUGCCUACUCACUGUUUGCUGGCCAGCCCCUCACAAUUCUCGGCAGCACUGGUCCUGUGUUAGUGUUUGAGAAGAUUUUAUUCAAAUUCUGCAAAGAGUAUGGACUGUCCUACUUGUCCUUGAGGACAUGCAUUGGCCUGUGGACUGCUUUCCUCUGUCUUUUGCUGGUGGCUACAGAUGCCAGCUCACUUGUUUGCUACAUCACUCGCUUUACAGAGGAGGCCUUUGCUUCCCUCAUCUGCAUCAUUUUUAUCUAUGAGGCUCUGGAGAAGCUGAUCCACCUCGGCGAAACUUACCCCAUCAAUAUGAACAACAACCUGGACAAACUCACUACCUACUCGUGUGCAUGUAUUGAGCCAGUCAACCCUAGCAAUGCCACACUACAGUAUUGGGAGCAAAACAACAUAACAGCAUCAGAGAUCUAUUGGGAAGCUCUGGAGGUGCAGGACUGUAUAGAGAAGAAAGGAGUGUUUGUGGGCUCAGCGUGUGGACCCCAUGGGCCAUACAUCCCUGAUGUUCUCUUUUGGUCUGUCGUUCUCUUCUUCUCCACUGUGGCCAUGUCUGCUUUCCUUAAAGAAUUCAAGACCAGUCGCUACUUCCCCACCAAGGUUAGAGCAAUCAUCAGUGAUUUUGCUGUUUUUAUUACCAUUCUCACCAUGGUUCUGGUGGACUAUGCUAUAGGGGUGCCCUCACCUAAAUUGCAGGUCCCUAACAAGUUUAAGCCGACACGAGAUGACCGAGGUUGGCUUAUUAACCCUUUGGGCCCGAACCCUUGGUGGACGUGCAUUGUCACGGUGGUCCCAGCACUUCUCUGUACCAUCCUCAUCUUCAUGGACCAGCAGAUCACUGCUGUCAUCAUCAACAGGAAAGAACACAAACUCAAGAAAGGCUGUGGUUACCACCUGGAUCUGUUUGUGGUGGGCGUGAUGCUGGGGGUAUGCUCAGUGAUGGGACUGCCGUGGUUUGUGGCAGCUACAGUUCUGUCCAUUACACACGUGAACAGCCUGAAACUGGAGUCAGAAAGCUCAGCUCCAGGAGAGCAACCCAAGUUUCUGGGCAUCAGAGAGCAGCGCUUCACCGGCCUCAUGAUCUUCCUCCUCAUGGGCUGCUCUGUCUUCAUGACAUCUGUCCUUAAGUUUAUCCCCAUGCCUGUGCUCUAUGGAGUGUUCCUCUACAUGGGAGCAUCUUCACUACGAGGAAUACAGUUCUUCGAUAGGUUGAGGCUGUUUGGGAUGCCUGCUAAGCACCAGCCAGACUUUAUCUACCUGAGGCAUGUACCUCUGCGGAAGGUCCACCUGUUCACUGUCAUACAACUCAGUUGCCUGGUGCUCCUGUGGAUCAUCAAAACCUCCCGUGCAGCCAUCGUCUUUCCAAUGAUGGUUCUUGCUUUGGUGUUCAUCCGGAAACUGAUGGAUUUUAUCUUCACUAAGCGUGAGCUGAGCUGGCUGGAUGACCUAAUGCCAGAAAGUAAAAAGAAGAAACUAGAAGAUGCUGAAAAAGAGGAGGAGCAAAGUAUUCUGGCAGAGGAAGAAGGAGUAGUACAAGUGCCAUUGGAGGCACAUUACAAGGAUGAUCCUUCCUCUGUGAAUAUUACUGAUGAGAUGUCCAAAGCCUCCUUUGGAAAUACUUGGAGGACUGUCAAUUCUGACACCUCAAAAACUGAUCCGACUACAAAAAGUUGCUGAGCAGUAAAGUCUGUCCAGCAGCAGUGGGACAAUGAAGCAUCAGAGGAAAGCAUCAGGCCUCUGACCUGUAUCUCCUUCACUGUGCUCUCUGACAUACACAAACACUAUAUCAUGUGCCACAUGUUUCUACUCCUUUUCGUCUUGUCCAGUGUGUCUCUGUGUUUGUUUAGUUUUCAGCAGUGCUAUAGUAGAAUCUUUGUAGUUCAUAAUUACACUAUGUGUGUUUAAAAAAGUUCCUCUGCAGUAAGACUUUAUAUUUUCAGUUUCUGUUUAAUAAUGUAAAGUAAAUACCAGCAAACGAAGGCCAGAGACGAUGAUUGUGCUUGUGUGAAAGGUACGCAGGGUGUUGGAAAACUUAGAAACUAUUUUAAGACUACUGUUGAUUUUAAAUAAACUCAUAGGUAUUUUAUAUGUUUUGUAUUUUUGAAAAGCUACAAUAUUAAUGUUAUUGUACAAAGUUAAACGGACGUAUAAAAGCUGAAAUAAUUAUUAAGAAGAUUAUAGUCUUUAUUGUAUUUAAGCUCUACAUGAUCAAUAGUAGAUUCAAUCAACGAACAACUAUAUUACAGUUGGGACUGUAUGCAUGCAUUCCUUAAUAUAAAUUCUAGAUGUAUCAGCUAUGUUAUUACAUUUUUUUGGUUCUUUCUUUUGGAAGUGAAAUAAAUGGCAGAAUUUCAUUUUGAUAUUACCUCAGCUUUUAGACAGUAGAGGCUAAAAUCAUUACAUUGCAGUUUUAAAAGCAAGCUUUCAUCAUUUUAAACAUAGAUUUACAAUUGUUUCAGCUGAGAAUGCUGCUUGAUUUAAAGCCUAUAUAUGAUUUCUGUUGGUCUAUGUAAAGUCUUUUGAGGCUAUUUGUUGAUACUCUCACUAUGCCAAAGUCCAGAUCCAUAUCCCUGCUAGCUGGGACAGUAUGCAUCUCUGCAUAAACAUAAACACUUUGACUUUUCUCAUCAACAGUAUUUUACAAUCACACGCUGAAGCUUUAGCUUUUUAUCAUGUCAAUCAGAACAGAUUCUGAAGGGCAUUUGUCUACAGGUCGUAUUCUACAGCUCAAGGUAUUGUUCAUACUUGAAAGUGUCUAUCAAGGGCAUAAAAUAACGGCCUUUGAGAAUAAAUGCAAUAGUAUUCUAGAAGGGCAAAAUAGAUCAUAUAGAAAACUAUUUUUUGGAAGGUUUAUUAUGUAGACUUUCUUUGUAUAUAGUUGCACCUUUUGAGUUCUUACACCUAUAGACUUUAUGAUUUUUCCUAAAAGAAAAGAAAUCAAAAUUAUAGUCCUUUAUAAGGUCUCAUGUUGAUAUGAUUUUGUCUUGUUUUGAUCUGAGGAGUCAUGGAAUCAAAGGCUACAGUGGUAGUAUUUGGAGAAGCCUGUAUAACACUAUUUUUCCAGCCAAUGUUUCUUUGUUCACUAAAAUGUAUUAGUUAUGGUUUUGAUGGAACUUUGACAUAUGUCCAUGCUCUUUUAAUGUACUGUUUAUGUUAAUGAAUGUGUGUCUAAUAAAUAUCUCUAUAACCUCUGA